Molecule: messenger RNA, 780 nt
Organism: Trichomycterus rosablanca
Lineage: Eukaryota; Metazoa; Chordata; Actinopteri; Siluriformes; Trichomycteridae
Gene: gjb7
Product: gap junction protein beta 7
Exons: 1
Coding region: 1-780 (259 amino acids)
Biological process (GO): cell-cell signaling
Cellular component (GO): connexin complex
Molecular function (GO): gap junction channel activity
Source: RefSeq, a predicted model, not a curated record
AUGAACUGGGCGUUUUUGCAGAACGUGCUGAGCGGGGUAAAUAAAUACUCCACAGCGAUCGGUCGAAUUUGGCUCUCUGUGGUCUUUAUCUUUCGCAUAUUGGUGUUUGUCGCUGCUGCUGAGAAUGUCUGGAAGGACGAGUCGAGGGAUUUUAUCUGCAACACUCAGCAGCCUGGCUGUGAAAACGUUUGCUAUGACCAGUUCUUCCCAGUGUCUCACGCCCGCCUAUGGGCCAUGCAGCUCAUCAUGGUGUCUACACCCUCACUGCUGGUGGCGCUACACGUAGCAUAUCGAGAACAUCGUGAGAAAAAACACGGCAGGAGACUGUACCAGGAUAAAGGCAGGAUCGACGGUGGCUUGCUGUGCACCUACCUGCUCAGUCUAAUCCUGAAGACGGCGUUCGAAGUGGGCACGCUUCUGAUCUUCUACUUCCUGUAUAGGGGGUUUUCGAUUCCCCGGAUGUACCAGUGUGAGGAGAGUCCCUGCCCCAAUAAGGUUGACUGCUACAUCUCUAAAGCCACAGAGAAAACCAUUUUCCUCUACAUCAUGGGGUGCACGUCGUUAGUGUGCAUGGUGCUCAAUGUAACUGAGAUGCUCUACAUCCUGUCCAAGCAGUGCUGGAAAUGCUUCAGUAAGAGAUACGUCCCUGUUAAGGAGAAAGGAGCAUGCCGAUGCCACAGUCCAUCCAGUACCGCACUCAUUUUUGAUCCAAAAUCUGCAAAAUGUUCUAGCAAGGAAGAUGGAAAGGAAUCUCAGGCACCACAAAUGGUAGUAAAGUAA